Messenger RNA from Podospora anserina S mat+, 705 nucleotides. RefSeq lists its product as uncharacterized. Gene Ontology annotation, biological process: regulation of peroxisome size; peroxisome fission. The transcript has 2 exons. Bases 1 to 705 code for a protein of 234 amino acids. Lineage: Eukaryota; Fungi; Ascomycota; Sordariomycetes; Sordariales; Podosporaceae. The record is from RefSeq and is a predicted model, not a curated record. Gene Ontology annotation, cellular component: peroxisomal membrane.
AUGGUCGCCGACGCAGUAAUCUACCACCCCACCAUCACCCACUACCUCAAGUUCGUCGGCACCACCGUCGGCCGCGACAAGCUCCUCCGCACGCUCCAGUACUUUGCCCGCUUCUACGCCUGGUACCUCCUCCGCACCAACGCGACCAAGACGGCCAUCCAACCAUGGGAGACCAUGAAGAAGCAGUUCGGCCUCGUCCGCAAGGUCCUCCGCGCGGGCAAAAACGUCGAGCACUUUAAGGCUGCCGCGCUGGCGGCGGACAACAAGACGAUGGACCCCGUGCUGAGAUACACUGCCGUGGGGAGACAGCUCGGUUACGCGGGGUAUCUCUCGAUGGAUCUGCUGACGUUGCUGGAUGCGACGGGGAUCAAGAAGAGCCCUAACGCGAAAAGGCUGCAGCAGGAGGCGUAUAGGUUUUGGGCGGCGGGGAUUACGUUUAGUAUUGUUGGGCAGCUGUAUACGCUUUGGCAGUUGAAGAAGAGGGAGGAGAAGGUUGAUCGGAAGGAGGGGGAGGGGGUGGUGGAGGGGAAGAGGAUUGCCAAGGAACGUGCGGCUAGCAGGUUGCAGCUUACUUCGGAUCUCUGCGACAUUACUGUUCCUCUUUCUGCUCUGGCCUGGGUCAACUUUGAUGAUGGCAUUGUUGGUUUGGCUGGUACCGUCAGCAGCUUGCUGGGUGUGUACUCGCAGUGGAACAAGACUGCCUAG